This is a messenger RNA of Phyllopteryx taeniolatus (common seadragon), 917 nucleotides long. Its product is annotated as gamma-crystallin M2-like. Bases 148 to 675 code for a protein of 175 amino acids. The record is from RefSeq and is a predicted model, not a curated record. The transcript is spliced from 3 exons. Gene Ontology annotation, molecular function: structural constituent of eye lens. Gene Ontology annotation, biological process: visual perception; lens development in camera-type eye. NCBI's taxonomy places the organism in Eukaryota, Metazoa, Chordata, Actinopteri, Syngnathiformes, Syngnathidae.
GGGCAGCCUGCUGACACGGCGACGUUUUGCCACGCUUCGCUUUGUAUGCGCGCCCUCGUGGCUCUCGAAAGGCGGCGGCGGCGAGGUCUAUAAAAAGGCCCGAUCCCAUCUGCCGUUGCUUCUGGACGCCGCGGUAACGCUGUCACGAUGAGCAAGAUUAUCUUCUUUGAGGAUCGCAACUUCCAAGGUCGCCACUUCGAGUGCGACGGCGACUGCCCCGAGAUGCAGAACUACUUCGCCCGCUGCAACUCCAUCCGGGUGGAGAACGGCUGCUGGGUGGCCUACGAGAAGCCCAACUACGGCGGCUACCAGUACAUGCUGCACAAGGGCGACUACCCCGACUACCAGCGCUGGGCCGGCUUCAACGACUGCAUCCGCUCCUGCCGGAUGGUGCCGCCCUACAACGGCAGCUACCGGAUGAAACUCUUCGAGCGCUCCGAUUUCGGCGGCCAGAAUCUGGAGCUGAUAGAAGACUGCCCGGACCUGAACGAGCGUUUCCACACGCGUGACAUCUCCUCGGUCAACGUGAUGGAGGGCUACUGGAUGCUGCACGAGCACCCCAACUACAGGGGGCGCCAGUACUUCCUGAGCCCCGGCGAGUACCGCCGGCACAGCGAGUGGGGCAGCGCCAGCCCCACCAUCGGCUCGCUGAGACGCGUCACCCAACUCAACUGAAUUUUUUUCCUCUCUCUCUUUUUUAUGUUCUUUCCUCGUGUUCCUUCAAGCCUGCGUUGUUCUUGCGCUCAAGUUUUCAAUUCCGUUCACUGUAACCAAACGUGUACUCUGUGAAAUUUGCAGUUUUUCUGUAUUUGCCAUGUAUUGUAAGGCCCCCAAACACACAAAAAGCCCCCUGAUAGAAUGGUUUUGCUCUCCCCUACUGGAAUAAUCACAAAUAAUAAAAUCGUCAUAAAAGUCAA